Messenger RNA from Aquila chrysaetos chrysaetos, 4179 nucleotides. It is a transcript of the gene MMD2, whose product is annotated as monocyte to macrophage differentiation associated 2. Lineage: Eukaryota; Metazoa; Chordata; Aves; Accipitriformes; Accipitridae. The coding region runs from base 521 to 1552 and encodes 343 amino acids. Gene Ontology annotation, cellular component: membrane. The record is from RefSeq and is a predicted model, not a curated record. The transcript has 7 exons. Gene Ontology annotation, molecular function: pore-forming activity.
GCCGUGGGCAGCGUGGCCGGGGGAGCGGGCAGGCUGCCUGCACUCGCCGCUCCCUCCCUUCCUCCCUCCCCCCCCGAUGCUUUAAUCACAUUUUCAAUUCAAAUCUGCUGCUAUUUGAUCCUCUGGGGGUGGCGGCGGGGGGGGGGGGGGGGGGAAUAUUUUUAGCUGUGCUUAAAGCUGCCGGGGCGGCUAAGGGAGAUCGUGCAGGUUGCAGUGGCCGGGCAGAGUUGGACGGGAUCUCCCCCCCUCCCUUUUUUCUUCUUCCUCCUCCUCCUCCUCCUCCUCCUCCUCUUUGCACAUCUGAGGGCGGCAGCGGGGCUGGCUUCCCCCUCCCGGAGGUCGCCUUUGUUUUCCCGGUGUCGCUCUCCCGAGCAGCCGGGGGGGGGCGGGAGGGGACCGGGGCCGGGCUGGACCGGCCACCCCUUCUCCUCCUCGCCCCUCCGGAGCCCGCGGAGUUGGUGCGGUUCCCCCGGGGCUGCACUUUCCCCCCCGGCCCGGGACCCCCCAUGGCACCGCCGCGAUGUUCGUGUCCCGGGUCCUGGAUUUCCAGAAGACGCGCUACGCCAGGUUCAUGAAUCACCGCGUCCCGUCCAACCGCAGGUACCAGCCGACGGAGUACGAGCACGCGGCAAACUGUGCCACCCACGCAUUCUGGAUUCUGCCCAGCAUCCUCGGCAGCUCCAUCCUCUACAUCCUCUCUGACGACCAGUGGGAAACCAUCUCAGCCUGGAUCUAUGGCUUUGGCUUGUCCAGCCUCUUCAUCGUCUCCACCAUCUUCCACACCAUCUCCUGGAAGAAGAGGCAUCUCAGGACCAUGGAGCACUGCUUGCACAUGUUCGACAGGAUGGUGAUCUACUUCUUCAUCGCAGCAUCGUACGCUCCCUGGCUGAACCUGAGGGAAUUGGGUCCCUGGGCCUCCCACAUGCGCUGGAUCAUCUGGAUCAUGGCGUCUAUCGGGACCGUCUACGUUUUCUUCUUCCAUGAGCGCACGGCAGUGGACAUUACAAGCGUCAAACUCACUCGACGCUCCCUCUGCACCUACCUCCAAGCAGCUUCUCUGUCGGUCGCAGGUACAAGCUGGUGGAGCUGGUGUGCUACGUUAUCAUGGGCUUCUUCCCUGCCUUGGUCAUCCUCUCCAUGCCCAACAGGGAUGGCCUCCCGGAGCUGGUGGCCGGUGGACUCUCCUACUGCCUGGGCAUGGUCUUCUUCAAAAGCGACGGUCGCAUCCCCUUCGCCCAUGCCAUCUGGCACCUCUUCGUGGCCAUCGGAGCUGGCAUCCACUACUAUGCCAUUUGGAGGUACCUCUACCGGCCUGGCACGCUGGAGACUAAAACGUCCCGGUAGACACCUUAAAGACAUCGUUUGCACCAACUGGCACGUGGAGGCAUGGAGGGGAGCGGGGAGGCAGCCUGCACCGUGGGCUCGCCCCAAAUCACCCGCUCGCCCCAUGGGCAGCAGCUGCCGGUGCCCUUCCUGCAGGGACAGGAGAGCCUGGAGGUUGAUUUUAAACAGAUGUUUCUUUUUUAACCUCCGGAACUGUUUAUUUUUUUAGACAAAGGUUUUGUAACAUGGUGACCGACCGCCAGGCUGCGGGCGAUAGGGGAGCGACCCCUCCCUCACCCGCCUGACCCUGAGCAUCCCGUGGGAGCAGAGGCCCUGUCCCUACAUGCCCCUGGCUAGUGACAACCUGGGUUUGGCUACUGGAACCCUUAGCACGGGCCACCCAGGGGACUGGAGGGGUUGGAAUGGAGGGAGAGACCCAGCCUCUUUCCCCUGGGAGGGGGGCACGUCAGCACCCCUGCACCAUCAGGGCUCGGCUCCUAAAUGGUCCUAAGUCAUGUCAGCGUUAACCGCCCCCUCCCAAGUUCUUGACGGGAAGGUCCGGAGUCAACAAAGCCUUACAUGAGACCGAAAUCUGAAUCUCUUCCAGAGUCCCUGAGCACUGGAAAACCCUUUCUCUAAGCCAGUAUUAAGUGCACAACUUGGUACAUCCCCCCAGAUGGGCCCUGGGAUCCCCCAUGGUCAUUCUCUCCCUGGGGUGCUUUGUUUUCCUCUGCUGUCUCAGUGCCGGUGGCAGCCCUGAAGCACGGCCCUGCUCCCGGGCUCUGCCACGCACGUGCCUUCGGUGGGGAGCAGAGGGGGGGAUCCGGCUCCCGGCAUCCACCUGGCUGGGGUCAGCCCAUCCGCAUCAGGGGAUUUUUCUUUCUCCUCAAGAGAGGGAAGCGAACCUCCUUGGAUUGGGAUCACGGGGCUGCCUGCCUUCUCUGCUCCCGCUUUGAUGAUGAGCCUAUUGCUCAUCACCGGAUUUAAUUCCACUUUUGGGAGGAUUUCCGACAUUCCCAGGAAUGCUGCAGGGAAGGGACGCAUCCAUGGGGUGCUUGGAGGUGAGCAGUGAUGGGCACAUCCUAGCGAUGCUUGGUUUUUAAAUGCCUAACCACAGCUCCACACUGCUCUCCAAGGCAGGAUAAUGAGAUAUGGAGCACCCAUCCAGCCAUCAGGAGCAUCCCCAACGGUGCUGGAAUGGGAAAACCACACCCGGUCCUACUCCCCAAACACACCGGCAGAGGUGCUGGAGCCAGGAGGGUCUGGGACGUGCUGGGCUCUGGUCCGUGCCGGGCUCUGGUGUGUGCUGGGGUCUGUGCUGGGAGGCACAGAAGGCAUCGAUUUCCCAUCACAUCUUUUUGGCCUCUGGAUUAAUCACAACGGCGGCACCCUUGGCACGAUGUGGCAAGCGAAGGAGAUUUAUGGCCACUGUCCCGCAUCUCCUGUUUCUCCGGGAGCAUGCCGAGGAGCCGAGCUCCCAGCUCUGCCCCACCACCCGCAGAACUUAGGAUCCCCCGAGCCUGUGCCACUCCAGGACCGGCUCUCCAGGGCCAUGCCAUCUUGCAGCAGAUUACCAAAGAGAAAGCAUCCAGAUACUCAUCCCCUCCUGACGUGGUGGCUGUGGUCACCAGGUCAGCAAAAAAAUCUGGUGGGUUUUCACUUCCAUAGGCAGAAAGUUCCUAUAAGGGACUCUGGGUGCUAUGCCCAGCACCCCAGCCUGGCGUGAGGCUGCUGGGGGGGGUCUCUGCCCGGGGCACCCCAAAGCAGCCUUUGGGCUGGGCUGCCUCUCGGGGUGACGGGUGGUCUUAGGGACAGGGGGUGAAUGACCCGAUGCGAGCCCGGUCUCUGCUGCUGCCUCUCCCAGGCCCCCAGGACGCAGCCCUUGCUCUGUCACCUACCGCAGAUGGAGGGGUGGAGAAGGACGAGCUGUGCGUAACCAGCAGUUGGUGGAGCAUGUCUGGGGUUGGAAUAGUGGGAUAUGGGGGCCCAGAGUGGGAGCUGCCAUUUUUGCUGUCUGGCAAGUCAUUACCCUUCUCCGUGCCUCAGUUUCCCCAUCUGUAAAAUGGGGGUGAAGACACCGACCUACCUCACAGGGCUCAUGUGAGGACCCCGUGAAGCACUUGGAGGGCAACUAGUGCUUUACAAGCACAUGCUUCAAUUUUCACUGAGUCUGGGGGCCUGGAUUCCCAGAGCCACCGUGGGGCACGGUGACAACUGCGGCUCAGUGUGCCCAGGUCUCCUCCUGCUCCGUCACUAAAUCCCACGGGGGAACCACCCCGGGGACAAACCGUGCACACAGCAGUCCCAGAUGCCGGGCAAACAUCCCUUGGCAGGGGCUGAGGAUGCCCAGGGACCAGCAUUCUGUUUCGUCUGCGGGUGUCAUCCCAUGGGAUUUAUCUCGGAAGCUGUUUUGCCACUGGGGGCUUUUGGCCCUAAAUCUGUCCCGGGGCUCCCGAGGCCCAGGGAGGUGCCAGAAGGACUUUUCCGAGGCUACUUCAUCUCAGCCUCCUGCUGAAAACCCAGGGCAGAUGCCUGGGUGGGAAUGGGUGGCCAGGCUCCGUCGGGGACAUUGCUUCCUAAAUCCUUCCCUUGCAAAGCAGGGUGGGGGGCACAGAGCAGGUUAUUGGAUUGGCCUCCUAUUUUAUACUAAUUUUAAAUGACUCAUAAUAUUCAGGAUGCCUGUGGAGGAGGCUUCGAGGGAUCUUUUUAGCAUCUCAUGUUUUUCACCAUCCAUUCUUGUUCAAUCAGUAUUUUAUAUUUAACGCAGUAUUGGGUCAAAUAAAAUAUAAGGAAGAUAACGCUAGUGAAUAUCGUUUCCUGUGGAGUAGGAUUGAAAUAAAAACUCAAGAUACCUCA